AUGAAAACUACUACCACCACAACUCUGUUCUCACUCACAGAAGUCCCGCGUGGGCCAGAUGGACAGCCUCUGCGACGAUCUGAACGCCUCAGAAUAACUGAAAGCAAGCACGAGCUCUAUAAAGAGCUUCAACAAGAGAACGGCGUCAGAUACGAGAGGCGUGUGCUUUAUAAUACUCAGAAGAAGAAGUUCUUCAAGCUCUAUGCCGUCAGAGCACUAAAUGUCAAGCUCGACAACCUGUGGCCGGGAAGAAUCGUCAAAGCAAUCGAUUGUUAUCCUCAAGUCGACACCAAAGCAGAUCCUUAUGAUGGUACCAUCGGAAGAUCAUCGGUAGCUGGUCCGAUCGCCGCGAAGUUUCGAAUGAACAAGUAUGUUAGUGUCUCUACGAAACCUGACUGGCGUGGGGAUACACCAUGGGCUGGAAUGCCAAUCCUUGCAAAAUUCAACAAGGCCUACAGUUGCGAAGAUAAGUGCUAUGCUGAUCUCUCCCGUCCACACUGGAUCAGUCAAUGGGAACAUGUCUACGACGAUGUUGGUCACAUCAAAGGUGGAGAGUACAGCAGGCUGAUUGAUCUUCUCACCAUGAAGGAGCGGGAAUUCAGAACUGCUGCUUUUGCGAAAUUUGAUACAGAUGACAACCAACCUGAGGAAUGGGUACCUUGGGAUCCUGACAGCGAACACCAGCCGAAAUCUGGUGUUAGAUAUGCCGAUAAGAAGUCAGAAAGGAUGAGCAAGAAGACGUUCCAGCGUGUUUGA
Messenger RNA from Aureobasidium musti, 756 nucleotides. Lineage: Eukaryota; Fungi; Ascomycota; Dothideomycetes; Dothideales; Saccotheciaceae. The record is from the annotation of a GenBank genome assembly.